UGGAUAUUGAUCACUUUACUGCUAGUUUGAAAAAAAUACUGAAUAUUUGUAUACACUGAGAUAUUUAAUUAAAACAUGAUAUCGAAUCGGGCUCUUCUUACAAGUGUGUUUUCUGCAGUGUUUUUACAAAAUGAGAUUCGUUUCAUGUCAGUAGGAGCAGUACAUGCCAAAAUAGGCACUGAAAAAACAUCAAUUAUAGCUCGGAACUCUAUCGGACUGAAUUCACCCAAAAAACUAUGGUGGGCAAAACAAGUAACUCCAGAUUACUACGUGGCGGGAAGGCUCAGCAGACGACAGAUACAGUAUGCGUCAGAGGGAGGAUUUAAAAGUGUUGUUUCUCUGUUUAUGUACAAAGACAAGAAAAACUGUUGUUUGGGGGUGGACCAUUUACCCCCAACAACCGAGAUGGCUUCCUAUGCAAAAGAAGCUGGGCUCCAUUUCAGAACAGUAUUAAACUCUUCGAAAAUUUCUUCAGCGGUUGAGUCUGUAUCAGAUCUAGAGCGCUCUUUGAAGAAUAUCCCGAAACCUGCACUUCUUUUCUCGGAUCAAGGGUAUAGCAUGAGUUUCACGUUGUUGAUGUAUUUACUGAAGACGCAGACUAAAUCCGACUUCACUGUAGAAAACGCUGUCACGAUGAGUGAACUACUAGGCAUGGAUUUUAGUUUGAAAUGUACCAACAGAACACUCUGCAAUGUUACAGGAGAAAACGUUGACUUUCCUAAAAGGGAAAAUUUACCAAAACAGUGGCUUAACUAUUGGCCAGCUACUCCCGUUUACAAAAACUGGUUCAUAGCAGGGCAAAUCUUAGACUCUCACAUCCCUCUAAUAAAACAGGCAGGAUUUAAAUCAGUAGUAAAUUUACGUGCUGGAACAACUCAUAAGGGAAAACCUUCACAGGAAACUGUCACACUGCUAAACAUAAAGGACGGGUCAAGGACAUACGGAGACGAUACUCUGGGCCCGAGACAAAGUUUGGAAUCAUUGAAACAGCAGAUUAUAGACCCCAACAAAAAUAAUUCUUAUGUGUCCCCUAAUUCUUCUCAAAAUUUCGCCGCAACAAACCCUGCAGAGUUUGGUGACCUUAUUGGCUACAACGAAGAAAUUGAGAAGCUGUCGUUUCGCAAAGCAGGACUUCCAUAUUACCAUUUACCAGUAGUGAACAGCGAGCCCUUUUCUGCAGAACUAUUUUCCUUGUAUCAACCCGAAUUAAUGGAUUCUGUGAACAGAGGACCAGUUCUUAUCCAUUGUGCAAGUUCUAAACGAGCCGGAUAUAUCGCCGUUUUAGCCGCUGCUGUACACCAUCAUCAGGAUCUCUCCUGGGCAUUAUCCAAACUGUCACAACUGGGAAUGGCCAUAAGUCCUACUGUAAAACCAGAUAUAUAUGAGAUGUAUGUCGAUGUACUGACCAAGAAAGGGAACAAUUCACACUGCCACAGCAAUAAAUCGGGAAAGACUUGCACAGAAUGUAACUGACUGAAAUACCAGAUGUCCAUAGAAAUUUAAACAAAACAAUGACGCGGCUUCUACGUAAUCAUCUCUCUACCAUCACCAAGGAGUCCGUAUAUGCUGGCAGGAACAUUUCUCUGUUUCAGGGUAAUGCAGGGUUACAAUUAAUUGUUGUUCUUGUGCGACACAGACACAAAAUUUAUUUUGCAUGGUGUUCGUUUUAUAUCAAGUACAUGUAUUUAAUUACAUUUUAUUAUCUCGGGUGAUAAAGAAUACUCAAUCGAUGUUUUUGUUUAUAAACGUUUGAAUUUAAAAU
Messenger RNA from Saccostrea cuccullata (small rock oyster), 1762 nucleotides. RefSeq lists its product as uncharacterized. The coding region runs from base 76 to 1473 and encodes 465 amino acids. The transcript has 3 exons. Lineage: Eukaryota; Metazoa; Mollusca; Bivalvia; Ostreida; Ostreidae. The record is from RefSeq and is a predicted model, not a curated record.